AUGCCAGAGGCAGUACCCCAGACUGAAGAGGAAGGCCAAUAUCUCAUACACUGUCUCAUCUUCCAGAGCGUAGCUUCGUCAAGCACCAGUAUUCGCAAUUCUCUUCUUGACUACCGUCUCGAAAAUGGCAGGACCUACCACCGAUACAAAGACGGCAAAUACAAUCUUCCCAACGACGAGCGAGAAUUGGACAGGCUAGAUUUGCAGCAUCAUUUGUGGCUUCUUGCGCUCGACGAUAGACUUGGAGUUGCCCCGCCUUGCAGGGAAGGCACCAAAGUCGGUCGGGUGCUCGAUGUUGGAACUGGAUCUGGCAUUUGGGCCCUCAACUUUGCCGAUGAGCACCCUGAAGCUGAAGUGUAUGGCAUUGAUCUAUCGCCGACUCUUCCUGGCUACGUGCCCCCAAAUUGCAGAUUUGAAGUCGAUGAUGCUGAGGAAGAGUGGACAUGGUCCCGGCCAUUUUCCUACAUCCACAGCCGAGUUAUGACUUCCAGUAUCGGUGACUGGAAGCUGUAUCUUCAGCGUUGUUAUGACAAUCUGGAGCCUGGCGGAUGGAUUGAACUGCAGGAGUUCGAUCUCUAUCCGCGAUCAGACGAUGGAACUCUCACGCACGAGCACUCGCUGAUUAAGUGGUGUGACCUCCUUCUCGAGGCAUCAGAGAAGUUCGGUCGCCCCUAUGUUGAAGUCCCGCCAUUGAAGGAUCUUCUCACAGAGGUAGGCUUUGUGGACGUGUCGUUGGAUCUGUACAAGUGGCCCACCAACACUUGGCCCAAAGAUGAGAAGUAUAAAGAAAUCGGCUCCUGGCACGGCGAGAAUGUCUCUAGCGGUCUCGAGGGCUUCACGAUGGCGGCUUUGACGCGUGCCCUGGAUUGGUCGCGGGAUGAAGUCAACGUCUUCCUCAUUGAUGUACGCAACAACAUCAAGGAUAGAACCAUCCACGCAUGGUGGCCAGCGUAG
Molecule: messenger RNA, 954 nt
Organism: Colletotrichum acutatum
Lineage: Eukaryota; Fungi; Ascomycota; Sordariomycetes; Glomerellales; Glomerellaceae
Product: methyltransferase domain-containing protein
Exons: 6
Coding region: 1-954 (317 amino acids)
Molecular function (GO): methyltransferase activity
Source: RefSeq, a predicted model, not a curated record